Messenger RNA from Drosophila yakuba, 1166 nucleotides. RefSeq names its product ADP-ribosylation factor-related protein 1 (gene Arfrp1). NCBI's taxonomy places the organism in Eukaryota, Metazoa, Arthropoda, Insecta, Diptera, Drosophilidae. Bases 72 to 674 code for a protein of 200 amino acids. Gene Ontology annotation, cellular component: Golgi apparatus. The record is from RefSeq and is a predicted model, not a curated record. Gene Ontology annotation, biological process: intracellular protein transport; Golgi to plasma membrane protein transport; protein localization to organelle. The transcript is spliced from 3 exons. Gene Ontology annotation, molecular function: GTP binding; GTPase activity.
CUGGCAGUGCCAUCGCUAGCAGUGCAGUCAACAAUUUAAGUUUGUUUUAUGUUGGCCAAAAAGACAAUACGAUGUACACAUUGAUGCACGGCUUCUACAAAUACAUGACUCAGAAGGACGACUACUGUGUGGUGAUACUGGGCCUGGACAAUGCUGGCAAAACGACUUACUUGGAGGCCGCCAAGACCACGUUCACGCGGAACUACAAGGGCCUCAAUCCCAGCAAGAUCACGACGACGGUGGGCCUCAACAUCGGCACCAUCGACGUCCAGGGCGUACGCCUCAACUUCUGGGAUCUUGGUGGCCAGCAGGAGCUGCAAUCUCUGUGGGAUAAGUACUACCAGGAGUCGCAUGGCGUCAUCUACGUGAUUGAUUCCAACGAUAGGGAGCGCAUGGAAGAGUCCAAGAUAAUCUUCGACAAGAUGAUCAAAAACGAACUGCUGUCCGGAGUGCCUUUGCUCAUCCUGGCCAACAAGCAGGAUCUUCCAGAUGUGAUGGGCGUGCGGGAGAUCAAGCCUGUGUUCCAGCAGGCUGGAGCCCUUAUAGGGCGUCGAGAUUGCCUUACCAUUCCCGUAUCCGCGCUCCACGGCGAGGGCGUGGACGAGGGCAUCAAGUGGCUGGUGGAGGCCAUCAAACGGCAUGCGGUGGUCCGGCCGCCGCGGGAAAAUGAUUAGAAGACAAGAAGAAGAUACGGGCCUAGUAGUCGGCCCUCCACUGGCUUUAAUUAGACUUGUACUUUUGUAAGUUUAGGGCUUAGGAUAACGCUUAUUUGUAAUUAGCCGGGGAAGAUUGUGAGAUACCAAUUGUACAUUGCUAAAUAUGCGGCUUUAUCUUCAAAGGCCUUAACUGGAUUUCUUCUCGGUAAACUACAGCUUGUAAAUGAAGGAAACAAUGUUAGAAAGCUAAGAGACUUACGCAUAGGACAACGAAUUACAAAUACAAUUGUUACAAUGACAGAGAACAUGCCAUGCCUAUUAGCCAAACAAGUGCAAGGAUUCGUAAAUAUUAGAUAACUAUGCCUGGCAGGAACAUUUUUUAGAAGUUUGUAAAUAUAUCGUUUUAAUAUAGCUAACCCAAUGAAAAGGUAUCUUGUUUUAGGAAAUUUGAUUAUAUGUAAUCUAUUUAUUACAAUUUCGCUUAUAAUUAUUGAAUGUUUCUAUUAAUAA